This is a messenger RNA of Capsicum annuum, 1571 nucleotides long. Its product is annotated as transcription factor BIM2. NCBI's taxonomy places the organism in Eukaryota, Viridiplantae, Streptophyta, Magnoliopsida, Solanales, Solanaceae. The transcript has 6 exons. The coding region runs from base 125 to 877 and encodes 250 amino acids. Gene Ontology annotation, biological process: DNA-templated transcription. The record is from RefSeq and is a predicted model, not a curated record. Gene Ontology annotation, molecular function: protein dimerization activity; DNA-binding transcription factor activity.
UUCAUGACCAAACGCCCUUCUUUUAACGGCAAUUUAGCACCCACAAUCAUCCACUUCAAUUGCCUAGGGUUUCCAAUAAUUUGCUGUGCAACAUUUGCUCUGCACGCACAUUCAUUUCAUUGAAAUGGUGAGGACUGUGAAGAUUCGCCAUGAAGCGGACGAAGAGGACGAUGAAGAAUCUUCUCAAAAGGCGAAAUUAGAAGGGAAGAGAAAUGCUGGGAAGGUAAAUUCUCAUCGUUCUAAGCAUUCUGAGACGGAGCAGAGGAGGAGGAUAAAGAUUAACGAGAGAUUUCAGACUCUAAGAAAUCUGAUACCUGAAAAUGAUCAGAAGAGAGACCGAGCUUCAUUCUUGUUAGAGGUUACAGAAUAUAUCCAGUUUUUGCACGAGAAAUUACAGCUGUAUGAAGGAACCUACCAAGGAUGGAGUGCAGAACCCUCGAAGUUGAUGCCAUGGAGAAGCAGUUCUGGGCCUGUGGAAGACUUUGUUGAACAUUCUCAAAUGAUCAGGAACGGCUCUGCUCAUGAGGAUAAUGUUGUCAUUAACCCAACAUUGCUUGCAAGUGCACAGAGCUCUGUAGAACCGAACUUGACUGCCACUGCUUUAUAUAGAGCAACGGACAAUUCCUAUAUGGCAGCAGAUGAAGCAAUUGCUUUUAACAUGCCACUGCAACCUAAUUUAUUUGAAAAUGCAUCUGUUCAACCAUCUCCUGAUGCUGAGCAUUGCACUUCCCAACCUCAAUCAUUAUAUGGGCCAGGUAAACAAGAUACAAUUGAGUCUGAUGUCCUGAGCUAUGGCAGAAAUGAUCAGGAACAAAUGAAAAUCAAUGGUGAAGAAGCUGGCAUCUCAAGUGCAUAUUCUCAAAGGUCUUGGUCUUGAGCAGGUUGAUUGAUACCGUACACCAGACACUUGAGUCGAUCGGAGUGGAUAUAUCACAGGCCAAUGUUCGAGUAGAGCUUGAUAUUGGCAAACGCUCAAGUAGUGGAGUCACAGCUACAACAUUAAGCAUAGGAGAGAACCAUGAUCAUGCUCCUAAAAGGCGUAAGACAGAAGGUAGUAUGUGAUAGUCAAUCUAGCACGAUGGCUCCACUCGUAAUUUUUCUGCAUCUUGUCAUUGUUUUGAUGGAGACACACAUGAAGUAGCCGAUCUCAGUGGAUGAGAUGGUUCACAAACAGCUUAUGAGAAAACUGAGGAGCUGAUGGUCUUUGAUUUGUAGGGCUGUUGGAAUCUCUGAGGACGUUAUAUUUUACACGUCACCCUUUUAUUCUCAAGCUAGGUUUCCAUUUAAAUAUGAGAAGCUGCAUUUCAUUCUCAAGGGUAUUUUUUUUUUUCAAGUUAGAUCCUAGUUCAGUUUCUUUCUUGUUUUUUAAGUAGACUUUGUUAAUUCUCAGUGUGGCAUUCGGUAAAGUUUUUCAUACUCACUGGCAGAAUUGCAGGACGUGGUUUCUGCCGUCUAUUUAAGAUGCCUUCAUGGAUCUGGUUUCAUAGUUGAUUUGUAAACUGGGAAUCCCAUAUUUUAUUUCAGAUCUUUGCAUGAAGAAUUUUAUAUGUAUACCAAAUUUUCUCCUUUCA